UGUUUUUACAGCGCAACUCACGCUUUGUCAGUCACAAACCAUGUUCGCGCUUUAAUGUCUCGCUCUGUCUCUCUCUCUCUAUUGAAUUGGGUUUUUCUUUUCCCAAUUGUAGUCCAAGAAAGUCCAUUCACACGGCAAGAAUCGUCUUUGAUUCCAAACAAGCCCGGAUUCGCACUUCUGAGUCCUUUCAAGAUCUGCAUUUCUAAUCUCCAGAAAAAUCAAGGUAGUCUCCUUUAAAGAUGAGUUUGAGCAGCAAUGGCAAGGUUCACUCCGUGGAUGCUAAUGGAGAUGUCCAAAAACCCUUCAAGAUCUUUGUGGGUUAUGAUCCACGUGAAGACAUUGCGUAUCAGGUUUGUCGCCGUUCCCUCUUGAAGCGAGCCUCAGUCCCCAUUGAGAUCUCGCCAAUUGUACAAUCAGAUCUUAGAAAGGAAGGGCUGUAUUGGCGCGAAAGAGGCCAAUUAGAGAGCACUGAGUUCUCUUUUACUCGUUUCUUGACCCCAUACGUGGCAAAUUAUGAGGGUUGGGCAAUGUUUGUCGACUGUGAUUUCCUUUACCUGGCUGAUUUGAAGGAAUUGACGGAUCUGAUUGAUGAUAAGUAUGCAAUAAUGUGUGUUCAACAUGAUUACACCCCAAAGGAGACUACAAAAAUGGAUGGGGCAGUACAAACAAUUUACCCUAGGAAGAAUUGGUCAUCAAUGGUUUUGUACAAUUGUGGGCAUCCAAAGAACAAGGUGUUGACUCCUGAAGUUGUGAAUACGCAGACAGGUGCCUUUCUUCACAGGUUUCAGUGGCUUGAGGAUGAUGACAUUGGGACUAUUCCAUUUGUUUGGAAUUUUCUUGAGGGGCAUAACAAGGUUGUUGAGAAUGAUGCUACAACAUUUCCCAAAGCAAUACAUUAUACUCGCGGAGGGCCCUGGUUUGACGCUUGGAAGAACUGUGAUUUUGCAGAUUUGUGGUUGAAUGAGAUGGAGGAGUACAUCAAGGAAGCCAAGAAGAAAGCUGAAAACUAAUUUGCAUCAGCUUGUGGCAGCCAAAGGUUUAGGUUAUUGCUUAUUAGCAUGGUUCAUUGUUUCUUCUCUAUUCGUUUUGUUGAAUAAUUAGUCAUGCAGUCUAGAUUAUGAUACUAUUUGUUGGAGUGAUAUAUGAUUCUAUUGACUUUAGAUGGUAAUUACACGUAUGUACGUUACCUUUAAUAUGUGUUGUUUGAUUGUUCAUUGCUUAUUGAGCAAUUAGAGUGUAACAAGCCGGCCAAUAAUGAAAUAUUAUCCAAUUGUUUCUAUAGCA
This is a messenger RNA of Tripterygium wilfordii, 1284 nucleotides long. RefSeq names its product protein CDI. The transcript has 2 exons. The record is from RefSeq and is a predicted model, not a curated record. Bases 240 to 1010 code for a protein of 256 amino acids. Lineage: Eukaryota; Viridiplantae; Streptophyta; Magnoliopsida; Celastrales; Celastraceae.